CCAAACCACGCCCACUGUGCUUCAGGCCACGCCCACACCUCCCUCCUCGGGUCCGGCCCGUCACUAAGCCCCGCCCCUCGGCGCAGGUCUCGCGACAUUUGCGGGGGAGGGCGGCGCGAGAUGUGCGGCGGCUGUGUGGGCACCGAGUACCCGGAGCGGGGCACCACCUGCCUGGAGGGCGGAUCUUUCCUCCUGAACUUCGUGGGGUGCGCGCAGUGCGGCCGCCGCGACUUCGUGCUGGUCAGCAACCGAGCCGAGGGCCUGCAGGGCGAGGAGGAGAUCGUCACCUAUGACCACCUGUGCAAGAACUGCCACCACCUGAUCGCACGCCAUGAGUACACCUUCAGUGUGGUGGAUGACUACCAGGAAUAUACCAUGCUGUGCCUGCUCUGCGGCCGUGCUGAGGAUUCUGUCAGCAUCCUGCCUGACGACCCUCGCCAGAUGACCCCGCUGUUCUGAUCCCCGUGUGUAUCCUGGGAUGAGCUUCCAGGAGCGCUGGGAGAUCCCUGGAUCCCUGGCACUGUAAUUUCUGGGGACCACACAGUCCCUGACGUGAUUUGCCCCUCCAAACGUUCAGCCCGGAUGCAGCGAACGCCCAACACCGGAUGCUCCCAUGUUGCUGGAGCCUUUUUGGCUCUAACCCUGACUGCAAGGAUGGGAUGCAGUGCCACAGCCCAAGCCCCCUGUAUGCUGGAGACAUAAAGGGGUCCCCAAAACAGGAUCCAAAGGGAUUCCCACCCCAUCCUGCCUCAGGAGCCCUUGUAUGUGGGUUAAUAAAUGUGACGUGUGACAGC
Messenger RNA from Motacilla alba alba, 794 nucleotides. RefSeq names its product churchill domain containing 1 (gene CHURC1). Gene Ontology annotation, molecular function: zinc ion binding. The record is from RefSeq and is a predicted model, not a curated record. NCBI's taxonomy places the organism in Eukaryota, Metazoa, Chordata, Aves, Passeriformes, Motacillidae. Gene Ontology annotation, biological process: fibroblast growth factor receptor signaling pathway; multicellular organism development; positive regulation of DNA-templated transcription. The transcript is spliced from 4 exons. Bases 121 to 459 code for a protein of 112 amino acids.